UUCUACAAUGUAGAAAACAGUAAAAAUGAAGAAACUCUUGAAUGAGUAGGUGUUCUAAAACUUUUGACCGGUAGUGUUUAUGUUGUUUUUCAACGGAAUUUCAAGGAACAAGGGAACGUUUCUUAAACUUACAGAAGGCAGAACAUUUACUGCACUAUUCUGUUUUAAUGUAUUUCUAAUACCUUUUAAAAACCUUUUCUGGAAGAUGUGUUCUAAGACCCCUUUUCCACCCAUUUGACCAGAAAUCAAAGACUUUACUUAUUCCACAUUUACAAAAGUGUAUAUGCUUUCAUUUUAUAAAAAUAUAUAGACUAGCUUUCAUUUGAUACCCAAUUUGAUAUACUCCUGUGAACUUCACGUUGGUACUCAUGGGUCCUUUUACAUGGAAAUGACCUAACCUCAAUCAAUUAAAUAUUUGAACAAUUUGUAACUUCAAUUGAUUAAAUAUCUAACUAUAUUUAAUAUAUAUACAACAAGAGAAAGAGAGAUAAUCACACUAUUCCUAUAAAUUAGUGGCCAGUAGUCUUAAUCUGCUGAGCAGGAGGUUUGACUGACUGGACCACACUGGAGCUAGCUUAAUUUCUACAUGGGGUCCUGCUGUGCUACUGUGGUUUUGCUGGACCCCCCAGUCCUCUCAGUUUGGCUGAUGGUUCGAAUGUCAGAGUGCCAGGGAAGUCAGCUUGAGUGAGAUUUGUGUGAAACAUGAUCCCAGAUUCUCAGUCUAUUCAACCAGCCUUUUUCUCCACUUUUUGGGGUAGAUUAUGAGGGCCGCUCUGCAUCCUAGCUGAAGCCUGCCGGUGUGAAAUCCCAUUUCCUCUGGUGCAACGUGCCAUGACUAAGACCUUCUCCACAUAAGGGACUUCUACAGGAGAGAGGGGGGAAAGAGAAGAGAAGGUGUGCAAGGGCAGAGGGGGAGAAGAGAGAGAUGAAGAGAGUCAGGAGAAAAGAGAGGAAGAGGACGGAGAAAGGUAAAAAGGGAGAGUGAGAGAAGUAAAGAAAUGAUCACUGGAGAGAACACAGGAGAGCAAGUGUGUGUUUAAGAGAGCAAGUGGAGAGGUGUCUAAGGUGCCUGAACAGGAGGAUGGUUAACAGUUGCAACUAGUUUUAUUAUUAUUAUUUUGUAUUAUUUAAAGCAAAGGUGAAUGGCUUUGUAUAGUGCCAGAGUCCCAAAAAUCAGAAAAAUUUUCAUUUUAAUAAAUUAGAAAAAAUUUAUAAACUUCAAAUUACUUCAAUAAAUAUGUUAAACUCAAGGAUAAACUUAAUCCUUGCACUGCGUUUGUAAGGAGUGCAUACUGGCGGCAGAGAAGUCAGACUCAGGAGAACAAAAACUGCGUUUCCAAACGGCGCAGUUUAAUAACAAAAACCCAAACAGGACAAUCAAAUAAUGGGUACAUAACCCGACGCACACCAGGACAGACGUGCACAAGCACUUACAAUAAACAAUCACCAACAAGGACAUGAGGGGGAACAGAGGGUUAAAUACACAACAAGUAAUUGAUGGGAUUGGAACCAGGUGUGAUGGAAGACAAGACAAAACCAAAGGAAAAUGAAAAGAGGAUCAGCAAUGGCUAGAAGGUCGGUGACUUCGACCGCCGAACGCCGCCCAAACAAGGAGAGUGACCAACUUCAGCGUAAGUGGUGACAGCGUUAGACUAGCCUAGCUGGGCCGCAGCCCAGCCUGUCCUCUUGGCACUCCAGUUCUAACUGGGCCUGCUUGGUCAGUCAGCCUCUUGUAACAAUCUCUUGUGAACUGACAGAACAAACAGUUGGGUUACUAGCUUGAUUAUUGUUCUAGAUGAUGGAUGUGUAAACAUAAAGUUAAUCAAAAUUUGAAUUUUGUUCCACUAUGCAGGACAUUCUGAACAACCUGGACAACCUGGAGCCAGCUGACCUGGAUGAUGACGACCUCCUGCUGGAUGUGCACCUCACUGAGGAAGGCUCUCUACACAAUGACGCUAACGGGAUGUCCCAUUUUGAACGCUCAGAGAAGGGGGGACGACAAGGUCACUGGAGGAGAAGGCAGCAUCACUGGAAUGGACCGGAUCACUUCCACAAUGACAACAGGGGUCCAGUGUUCCAGCAGUAUGAUGGUUAUGCUGGCCCUGUGGGGUUCAGGGUAGACCCCCGGCCUUUUCCUCCUGUAGGGAGACACAAUGGACACACGGGGGUGCUGGACGAGCUCACACUCAAACAUAUGGCCCAGGACUGCAGCUCAGUGAAAAACCAGCUGCUUACACUCAAGAGUUUAUUACAGAUGGAGGACGGUGGCCCAGAGGUUGAGGGUGGUGAAGAGGAUAACAGCAUGACCCUACAGUUGGAGGAGCUAAUGAAGGAGGUGUGGAAGCUCAGGGAGGAACUGAGGAAUAAGGAGAGGACAAUCGCUCAGCUCACACAACAGCAACAGCAGCUACAGCAACAGGGGCCUGCUCAUGCUGCCCAGUCCGGGAGGUGUCACUGCCACCAGAGGACACCGUCACUCGGGGGGGACAGACGAACGCACCACGACAAAGCCACACAGACCUCAUGGAGAGGACAAGGACACAGCCAAGCCCCACAAAUACAGCCUUCCAGCCCCAGCCACCACGAGCACCUCACCCAAGAAAGACUAGUAAAAACAGCCCACACCGAGGGCCACAGUGACCCCCAGAGAGGGAGGAGGACCAGGGGAGAUGGAUCCCACUGCACAGACUCUGAACCACCCGCUGGAAGCCCGGCCAUGGGUGUGGACACUCCACCAGUGCCUGACCCAGAUGAAUUGAGUGUGCUGCUUAGCACCCAGCUCAACAUCCAUGUCAGAGAGGGGCCUGGAACCACCCCCAGUCCCACCCAGGGGCUUGCUGAAGCCAGCAGCCCAACCCCAGGAGCUCUGUCCAGGCCAGAGGGAGGGCAGCGAGCCUCCCCACAGGGCCCUGGCUGCCCUCGAAUCCUGCAGCCGCCACGCCUCCACAAGCGUGUGUCCAUCCCGGCUCUGCCUCAGGGGGGCACUAAUGGCUCUCUUCUUCGAUCGGGCUCUUCAGCGCUGCUGGCCAACCACAGGACCAAGCAGCUGCCGCCUCCCUCCAGGGGCCUGACCUGCUUCAACUCUGAUCCCCAGGCUGUGAGCCCGUCUCUGGACCACGGGGUGCUCGCUAAGCCCCGCGCUCUGGGGGUCAGGAGGGACCUUGGGAGAACCAGCCCUCCUAGCCCUAGUCUGGAAAUGCCAGACCUGGGACUGCUCAGAGCCAGAGUCCUGGUUCCCCCCAGCCUCUCAUGCAUCCCCAUGCCAAAGAUCCACUGAAGAGUUCACAUAAUCAAACAUGACAUGUUAUAUACUGUAUAACAUCCCUCCUCUUCCACCUCCUCAUGGUUCCUGCUCACCAUGUGUGUGUCCAUAUGUGCGUGUGCCCACAGCUCCUUAUGGACAUUCAGGAACUGCCCUUAACUAUUGUUUGAACUUCUGCUGAACUGAACAGAAUAUGUAGCAUAGUCGUGUCUUAAAAUUUACAAAAUGUAAAGGUACAGUGCACAUCUAUUCAAAAUGGCUCCCACAGGUUAUGACUGAGAUAUACUGAAGGACUGUUUUAUCCUUUAUAAAAUGUCCAGUCACUUGC
Molecule: messenger RNA, 3590 nt
Organism: Salmo salar (Atlantic salmon)
Lineage: Eukaryota; Metazoa; Chordata; Actinopteri; Salmoniformes; Salmonidae
Product: serine-rich coiled-coil domain-containing protein 2
Biological process (GO): microtubule bundle formation
Cellular component (GO): microtubule cytoskeleton
Molecular function (GO): microtubule binding
Source: RefSeq, a predicted model, not a curated record